Lachancea fermentati is the source of this 819-nucleotide messenger RNA. Lineage: Eukaryota; Fungi; Ascomycota; Saccharomycetes; Saccharomycetales; Saccharomycetaceae. The record is from the annotation of a GenBank genome assembly.
AUGACACGGAGCUCGUCGAAGAUAAGUCAUCAAAUCAGUGGUGAGUACUUCAUUAUUAGUUUAAAUGACCCAAAUACAUUGAAUUCCAUGACUGGGGAAGAUUACGUCUACCUGGCCACUUUACUACAAGAGGCAGAUCGUAACGAUGCAAUUUACUUUACGGUUCUGCAAAGUAGUGGACGAUUUUUUUCCUCGGGGGCGAACGUGUCGAAUAUCGGAAAAGCCCAAAAGUCCGAGAGCGCCUCUGGCGAAACAGGGAAAUGGUUAUCUGAAUUUGUUAGUCGUAAUCUAUUCGUGACACAGAUAUUUUCAAAUCAUCGCAAGCUCUUGAUAUGCUGUCUUAAUGGGCCUGCGGUGGGCCUUUCAGCAACAAUUGUCAUGCUAUGUGAUAUUGUAUACUCAAUGAAUGAUUCCGUCUAUCUCUUGUUUCCAUUUACCACUCUGGGACUGGUAAGCGAGGGCGCAUUGUCCGUCACAUUGCCUUUGAAGCUGGGCUACAAUGUUGCAAAUGAAAUUCUGACGUUUGGCAAACCCGUCACCUUCGAGAACAUGAUUGGCAAAGUUAUCAUAAAAAAUUACAAUAUGAAGGACACCAACGAAUUUAACAAAAAGGUGGUCGAGGAUUUGCGAGAACGAACACAACAUCUGUAUAAAGACAGCAUCAUUGGGAUUAAAAAGCUGUUGAAAAGGCCAUUUGAAAGUGAAUUGAAACGUGCAAACGUUGACGAAGUUAGCGACGCAUUGGACUUUUGGGUCAAAGGUAUCCCUCAAGAAAAAUUCAAACAAUUGAGUAAGAAAGAAAGAAGACACAAGAUGUAA